Molecule: messenger RNA, 1607 nt
Organism: Aricia agestis (brown argus)
Lineage: Eukaryota; Metazoa; Arthropoda; Insecta; Lepidoptera; Lycaenidae
Gene: Galphaf
Product: guanine nucleotide-binding protein G(f) subunit alpha
Exons: 9
Coding region: 414-1574 (386 amino acids)
Biological process (GO): adenylate cyclase-modulating G protein-coupled receptor signaling pathway
Cellular component (GO): heterotrimeric G-protein complex
Molecular function (GO): G-protein beta/gamma-subunit complex binding; GTPase activity; G protein-coupled receptor binding
Source: RefSeq, a predicted model, not a curated record
CCGCGCGGCGCGUUGACAGUAAGAGUAUACCCUGUCUUCAGCUAUACUAACCUAGACCUUGGUUAAGACGCGAAUAUACUCGUGCGAUAUCCAGACAAGUGAGUGUGAAAGAUACGGUUCCUUCUGAACUUGAGAAUUGCAUUAGGCUUUCCUUUGGUGUGACAUAAAUAUCAAUUUUGUUCAAAUUCGAGAUUGUAGGUACCUAUAAGGUUUUGCGUGUAUUUAUGAUAGCAAAUUCUGUGAUCUGAAAUUGAACGUGUGUAAUUGAAGCUUAAAACACUUGGCCUACAAAUGAUAACAUUGUAAUGGAUUUCAAAACUAAUUUUAGUGAUUACAUAAAUUAAGUGUGUUUUGAUAUUGAAUGGACUGAACUUCAAUAAGUUUUUAGAGCAUAACUUUUAGGAGUAGGCACUAUGCCUCUAUUCCUUUGUAGAAAACAUCACAACGCCAAUGAAUCUUACUCCAAAGAAAUCGACAGAGAAAUAAAAGAAUGGAUCAAAUCUUAUAAUAAUGCUAUAAAACUGUUACUGCUAGGAACUGGCGAAAGCGGGAAGACCACCAUAUUGAAACAAAUGCGCAUACUACACGUUCAAGGAUUUUCAUACAGCGAAAAAGCCAAGAAAGUUGCGCACAUCCGUCACAACACGCACGAGUCGAUCUACGACAUAGUACGAAACAUGCCGGCGCUUAGCAUCGCCCUGCACAACCCCAAGAACAUCCAGUCGCAGCAGUACAUACUGAAGAUCGGACCGGACGGACCACUUGAGUAUACUGAGGACUACUUCGAUCAUGUACGGGCUUUAUGGCGGGACCCGGGAGUCAGAGAGUGCUAUAGGAGGUCCAACGAGUACCAGUUGUUGGACAGUGCCGAGUAUUUCCUAGACCGGAUAGACCUCAUAGAGAAGGCGGACUACGUGCCGUCAGACGCCGACAUCCUGCGAUGUCGACAGAAGACCACCGGCAUACAGAAGAUCGAGUUUAAAGUUAAAGUGCCGAAGUCGAUGCACGGUGGCGUGCAGGAGUUCUGGAUGUUCGACGUCGGCGGCCAGCGGGGGGAACGGAAGAAGUGGAUACAGGUGUUCGAGGGUAUCCACGCGAUCUGGUUCAUGGUGGCCUGCAGCGACUUCGACCAGACCCUGCGCGAGGACCACACGCAGAACAGACUCGCGGAGUCACUCGCGCUGUUUGAGGACGUGUGGCAUAGCAGGUUUCUCCUGGAGGCGGGUCUGAUAGUGUUCCUGAACAAGCAGGACAUACUGCAGGCGAAGGUGUCGCAGGGGCGCAGCAUCGCGCGCUACUUCCCCGCGUACGACAACUUCCAGCUGCACGCCGACGAGUACACCAGGACCAAGAUGUUCAUCAAGAGUUUGUUCGCUGACAUAACCAUGAACCGUCGCGAUCGUCGCAAGCGGUCAGUGGCAGCAGAACGCUUCGUCAUCCUAGAGGCAUCACGAGCCCGAGAGUGCUACUUCCACUUCACUAACGCCACUGACACCGACAACGUGCGGACUGUCUUCCGAGACGUACACCAGAUGAUUCUCACGCAUAUACUUAGUAAUAUCGGACUUUAUUGAUGGUAGACUAGCACGAGUCGGCGCAUGAGUACC